Messenger RNA from Lineus longissimus, 3095 nucleotides. RefSeq names its product transcription factor GATA-4-like. The record is from RefSeq and is a predicted model, not a curated record. Gene Ontology annotation, biological process: positive regulation of transcription by RNA polymerase II; cell fate commitment; negative regulation of transcription by RNA polymerase II. The transcript has 6 exons. NCBI's taxonomy places the organism in Eukaryota, Metazoa, Nemertea, Pilidiophora, Heteronemertea, Lineidae. Gene Ontology annotation, molecular function: zinc ion binding; DNA-binding transcription factor activity, RNA polymerase II-specific; RNA polymerase II cis-regulatory region sequence-specific DNA binding. The coding region runs from base 494 to 2068 and encodes 524 amino acids.
CUUGGUGGAAUAAAGUCACGAAGACUUGACGAAUGUUCUAUAUCUAAGAAAGACUUAGGAGAGGAACGAAACAGUUUCGUUAGUUUCAACUUGGAUGAGAAGAAAUCAAAAAGUCUUGUCGGCCUACUUUUUCCACACAUUGUACAUUUCACUCAAGGCUUUCUCCCUGUGUCGGUGUUGUUAAGAAACACGAAGGUAUUGUGGGUUAUCUCCGAGAAACAAGACUAUCGGUAGAAAAACAGGGUUCCUUCGCUAAGGACAAGAUAAGACGAGAUAGAGGAGGCGUUUGGAGGUCUGUGCUCAGGAUUUGAAGAGCUUCAGCUUCUAGUGUCAAUACAUCCCGAACAUUCUGAGAAGAUUUUUGAACGUUGCUUCCAAAUCUCGGACACCAAUUCUCGGACAACGCUGCUCAAUAGUCGGACGACCGUGCUUUAUUCUCGGACAUACUUUAUCUCUCCGUCUGCCAUUCCACGGUAGCCGGUUUUCAUUUUACAUGGCACUUUCUGGAGUCUGGUACCCGGCGGCCUAUCACCACCCCACGAUCAAACAGGAGCACUUUCAAAUAAAACAAGAGGCGCCUCAGAAUUUGUCACCUUCCUACCCGACCGCUGCUCACACCGGAGACGCCCCGGAAGCCCACGUGUCUCCUGCCAGGCGUGUUAUGCACAAAGGUCCCUACUCAACAUCGAGUCAAGCCCAAGGAAUCCUACCACAGGAAGAUAUCGAGGUCUUUCUGAACACUUUGGAGCCGAAGACAGAGCAGGCGACGAGAGAAUCGGCCGCGAACCCAAUUCCCAUUACGAUGUUUCAGAACGGUACAAUGUCUGUCCACUCGCCUCCGACGUAUCAUCCAGAAAGCGGAAGCAAUGGGUUCCUCCCAGGAGGAAGUCCUGUGUACGUGCCGACCACCCGCGCCGUCCUCCCAAUGCAGUACAUGGCACAAAACAGCACGUCCCAGACGACACAACAAAAUGGCGUGUGGUCCAUGCAGGAACCUGCCUACACGAGCGCUUCAGUUUCCCCGAGGUUUACAUUCCCGCCAACCCCGAGUCCUCCAAUCAGCUCCCCACCUCGUCCUGACGUGAGCGGAUCCAGCGUCAGUGGAUUCGGUGCGGCUAUACCACGACCAAGUGGGAUCUCGCCCUACCCGACCUACAUGGGCCCAGCAGAUAUUUCGCCUUGGAACACGUUCAACAAUGGCAUGACGUUUCAACAGCAGGGACUGAGACAGCCCUUGACAAGUGGGAAUUACACUUAUGAAUGUGGCCCGGACUUUUUCGCGGAGGGGCGGGAGUGCGUGAACUGCGGGGCAAUCUCCACGCCAUUGUGGCGUAGGGAUGGGACGGGCCACUACCUCUGCAACGCUUGUGGCCUCUAUCAUAAGAUGAACGGCAUCAAUCGGCCCCUUAUUAAACCGCAGAGGCGAUUGUCGGCCUCCAGACGAGUAGGCCUUUCCUGUGCCAACUGCCACACCUCAACAACCACACUUUGGCGGAGGAACAAUGAGGGUGAGCCGGUCUGCAAUGCGUGUGGGUUGUACUACAAGUUACACGGGGUAAACCGACCUUUGGCCAUGAAGAAAGAAGGAAUACAGACCAGAAAGCGAAAACCAAAGAAUCUCUCCAAAUCUAAGGUCACCACGUGUUCAAGUUCACCAAUAAAAAGCGAGCCUCAGGAUGUAAAGCCAACAGUACAGACCCCGCCUCAUACGAAUAUCCACGCAGCCCAUAGCACACAACACACGGUCUUGAACGGUAACCAAGGAAACAGCCACCAUAACAACAGCCAUAGUCUUCACACGAUGAUGCUUCCCAACACGCCCUCUGGCAGCCCGUCUUCGUGUCAUGAUCUGAGCAUACCCUCGCCUGAUUCAAGUCCUGUAUUAUCUAACUCCGCAAGCCUUCAUCCGGCAGUUCGAAGCAUCUUUUCAAACAGUAGUCAUGGCAACGGUAACCAUGGUAACAGCCACCAUAGCAACCCACUUAAGAUGGAAAAGGACAUUUCUAGUGGACCAACAAUGCAAUUGACGUCGUCGUCGAUGCCUUCAAUAUCUGUUGGGGCUAAUUGAACCAAUCAGAUUUCUCUCAUUGUAAGAUCUCGUCACGUGCUUUAUACCCACAUACCUCGUGCCUCAGCAGGAUCUAGGCACGCAAUUGUUCACUAAAUUACAUUGACUGGCGAUCAUGGGGGCGAUUGGACAGUUCAUGUUGUGCACUUCUAAGACUGUGUCGUUUUGACCCGCAGUGGAGUUCGGACCUGUGUUAGAGUUGGCAUAGGUUGUAAACUUUGAAAUGUGAAUGGACAUAUCAUGUCACUCCGGAUGGUGAUGACGUCAGGUGCCCCGGUAAUGAUGCACCUCUUUCCUCCUAUGUGGCAGAAGAGUUCUAAGAUGACGCCAUCGGCCACCAGUUGUAUAUAAACAUCCUGAACUAUCAAACCUCGUAAAAGUCAUUGGCAUCCGAUAAAGCAUAUAGACUGCGAUGUCUUGCCAGUGUCUUGUCAACUAGAAUGGUUAAACCAUGCGUGUUUAUUUAUUCCUCUUGUUUAUAAUCUAAUGUAUGCAUUCGUAAAUAGAUGGCGCUAUGCCACAGCUUCCUGUGACGUCAUUUUCUAUAAACAGUAGCAGAGAUUGCGAUGCCACGGCCUGUAAAUACGCAUUACCAAAAUCAUAAGCCGAGAUGGUUGGCAUCAAGUAGUUUUGCCAUGUCAGAGAUAGCCAUUUUUCGUUUGCCUUUAAUUUUUGACAUUACUUUAUUUCUGAGGUCAAUUAUGACUCACUAUAUGACUUCAGGGCAAAUCUGUUUUCUUGCCGUCGUUUUAACUGCCUCCUGGACCUCAUGGUUUAUAUACUCCAUAGCCUGGGUCUCUUGACGAGAUACAAAAACCUUGGUGGUCAAAAAAGUAUUUACUGCUGAAUUUAAAUGCAAUCGGUUUAGGUAAGAAUUGAUGAGAACUUGUUAAUUUUCAUCCUUUAAUAAAAUGGAUGCAUUUUUGUAAUGUGUACAUGUGAAGUUGUUGGUGCCGUUAAAAUAUAAAAACUGCUUAUUUAAUUCGCCAAAUAUACUCUAUUAUAAUAAAUCAUGCGUUUCAAAAUA